GAAUAUUAUGGUACUUUGAGUCAUUGGAACUAGUGAACGUUUGACCUUUUAACUGUGCUAGUAAUGUGCUGUAGCACAACACAGUGCAGCUGUGAGUAAAUGUUACCUUGGUUAAUCCUCCAAAACUGGUAAACCACAUGCAGUCCAAAGUAAUACUAUAGCACCAGCACUGGAACAUUGCAGAAACACUAUUACUCUGCAUCUGAGAACAAGAGAGCAACGUGUACAGAUUUGGAAACUGGACUCUAAAGAACAUAAGCCAUUAAAGCGCCAUUACUAAGUUAAAAGAAACCAUUACUUCUUCAGUAAAUCAAUAUUUAGGAUCACUGAUUUUAGAAACAUUCAGAUAAUGGUGGAUGUGUUCUGUGGUAGAACGCUUAUUAAUAAAGAUGGUGAUCUUGUAGACCCCGAGGAAGCACUACGGAAUAAAAUUGUUGGUAUUUAUUUUUCAGCAGGCUGGUGUGCUCAUUGCAGAGAUUUUGCUCCAAUCCUGUGUGAUUUCUACACAGAACUGGUGGAAGAAUCUGACCAUCCAGCCCAGUUUGAGAUUGUCUUUGUUUCCUCAGAUAGAAGUGCAGAUGAAAUGGUAGAGUAUAUGCAUGACAUGCAUGGAGAGUGGCUUGCACUGCCCUGGCACGAUCAAUACAAGCAUGAACUGAAGAAAAGGUACAGCAUUACAGCUCUUCCAAAGUUGGUAAUAGUAAAACAAAAUGGAGAUGUCAUCACCGACAAAGGCAGAAAGCAAAUCCGGGAUAAAGGCCUUGCUUGUUUCCAAAACUGGCUGGAAGCAGCAGACAUCUUUCAGAAUUUCCAGUUCAGUGGAUAAGAACUAAAAUCAU
Messenger RNA from Protopterus annectens (West African lungfish), 839 nucleotides. RefSeq names its product nucleoredoxin like 2 (gene NXNL2). Bases 350 to 826 code for a protein of 158 amino acids. Gene Ontology annotation, biological process: sensory perception; photoreceptor cell maintenance. The record is from RefSeq and is a predicted model, not a curated record. The transcript is spliced from 2 exons. NCBI's taxonomy places the organism in Eukaryota, Metazoa, Chordata, Ceratodontiformes, Protopteridae.